Molecule: messenger RNA, 6338 nt
Organism: Erinaceus europaeus (western European hedgehog)
Lineage: Eukaryota; Metazoa; Chordata; Mammalia; Eulipotyphla; Erinaceidae
Gene: CNTNAP5
Product: contactin associated protein family member 5
Exons: 24
Coding region: 472-4392 (1306 amino acids)
Source: RefSeq, a predicted model, not a curated record
GCCUGGCCAGAGGCGGUGCCUCGCAGACCCGCUAGCUUAUAAGGAGCUGUCCGCCAGCCCGGUGCUGAUUCCAGCUCUGGAUUUGGACACAGUGGAUCUGGCUCUCUCUGCUUAGCUCCGGAAACUAUUGCAACUGGGCUUGGAUUUGCACAUUUAAGGAGGCGGGGGUGGGGUGGGCGAGAGGAGGAAGAAGCGGACGAGGAAGACGAGAGAACAGCCGGAGACUGUUGAGGGGACUGUCGCUCCAGUCAAAGCUCCAGAAAAGACCUCCGUAGAGCUCUUGAGCCCCAGGAUGGAGUGAAAGAGAAUCUCUCUCCAAAAGGGGUGGGAGGGGGCCAGGUAGGGCAAAGGAGAAAAGAGAGAGAGAGAGAGAGAAAAAAAAAAAAAAAAAAGCAAGAGAGCGGCACAGGAGAAGCCGCGCCUGGUAGCUCCGAAUUUGGGCUCCGUUUUGGGACCGCUGACCCGGGGGAAAUGGAUUCUGUACCAAGGCUGACCAGCGUUUUGACUUUGCUGUUUUCCUGCUUAUGGCAUUUAGGACUAGCAGCGACAAAUUAUAACUGUGAUGACCCACUGUCAUCCCUGCUCUCUCCAAUGGCUUUUUCCAGUUCAUCAGAUCUCCCUGGUAGUCAUGCUGCAGCUCAACUCAACCGAAGAAUCGGAACUGGUGGUUGGUCCCCAGCAGAUUCCAACACUCAGCAGUGGCUCCAGAUGGAUCUGGGAAACAGAGUGGAGAUUACAGCAGUGGCCACGCAGGGAAGAUACGGAAGCUCAGACUGGGUAACGAGUUAUAGCCUAAUGUUCAGUGACACAGGACGCAACUGGAAACAGUACAAACAAGAAGACAACAUCUGGAAGUUUGCAGGAAAUAUGAAUGCUGACAGUGUGAUGCACCACAAGUUACUGCACUCAGUAAGAGCACGGUUCAUUCGAUUUGUUCCCCUGGAGUGGAAUCCAAGUGGAAAGAUUGGCAUGAGGAUUGAGGCCUACGGAUGCUCCUAUAAAUCAGAUGUUGCUGACUUUGAUGGAAGAAGCUCCCUUCUGUACAGGUUCAAUCAGAAGCUGAUGAGUACUCUCAAAGAUGUCAUUUCUCUGAGGUUUAAGAGCAUGCAGGGAGAUGGAGUCCUAUUCCAUGGAGAAGGACAACGUGGAGACCACAUCACCCUGGAACUCCAAAAGGGGAGGCUUGCCUUACACCUCAACUUGGAUGACAGCAAACCUCGGUUCAGCAGCAGCUUACCUUCAGCCACUCUAGGCAGCCUCCUGGAUGACCAGCACUGGCACUCAGUGCUUAUCGAGCGAGUGGGCAAGCAGGUAAAUUUCACUGUGGACAAGUACACGCAGCACUUCCGGACCAAGGGAGAGACAGAUGCCUUAGACAUUGACUAUGAGCUAAGCUUUGGAGGUAUUCCAGUACCAGGCAAACCUGGGACAUUUUUAAAGAAAAACUUCCAUGGAUGUAUUGAAAACCUUUACUACAAUGGAGUAAACAUAAUUGACCUAGCUAAAAGAAGAAAGCAUCAGAUCUACACUGUGGGUAAUGUCACUUUUUCCUGCUCUGAACCACAAAUUGUUCCCAUCACAUUUAUCAACUCCAGCAGCAGUUAUUUGCUGCUGCCUGGCACCCCCCAAAUUGAUGGGCUCUCAGUGAGUUUCCAGUUUCGAACAUGGAACAAGGAUGGUCUGCUACUGUCCACAGAGCUUUCUGAGGGCUCAGGGACACUGCUGCUCAGCCUGGAGGGAGGAGCCCUGAGACUUGAGAUUCAGAAGGUUACAGAACGUGCAGCUGAAAUUCUCACAGGCAGCAGCUUGAAUGAUGGCUUGUGGCAUUCAGUUAGCAUCAAUGCCAGAAGGAACCGCAUCACUCUCACUCUGGAUAACGACGCAGCCUCUCCGACUCAGGACACCACCCGAGUACAAAUUUUUUCUGGAAAUCGCUACUACUUUGGAGGGUGCCCUGACAAUUUCAACGAUUCCCAAUGUUUCAAUCCUAUUAACGCUUUCCAAGGCUGCAUGAGACUCAUCUUUAUUGAUAACCAGCCCAAGGACCUCAUUUCAGUUCAGCAAGGUUCCCUGGGGAACUUUAGUGAUCUACACAUUGAUCUGUGUAGCAUCAAAGACAGGUGUUUGCCAAACUACUGUGAACAUGGGGGGAGCUGUUCUCAGUCCUGGACUACCUUCUACUGCAAUUGCAAUGACACAGGCUACAUGGGUGUCACCUGCCAUAACUCCCUCUACGAGCAGUCCUGUGAGGUGUACAGACACCAAGGGAAUGCAGCUGGUUUCUUCUACAUUGACUCUGAUGGCAGUGGGCCACGGGCACCUCUUCAAGUGUAUUGCAAUAUCACAGAGGACAAGAUUUGGACAUCCAUACAGCACAACCACACAGAGCUGACUCGUGUGAGGGGUGCCCACCCUGACAAGCCCUACAUUAUGGCCAUAGACUACGGUGGGAGUAUGGAACAACUGGAGGCUGUCAUUGAAGACUCUGAACACUGUGAACAGGAGGUGGCCUACCACUGUAGAAGGUCUCGUCUACUCAACACUCCAGAUGGAACACCAUUUACUUGGUGGAUUGGACGGUCUAACGAAAGGCAUCCUUACUGGGGAGGUGCCCCUCCUGGAGUUCAGCAGUGUGAAUGUGGCCUGGAUGAGAGCUGCCUGGACAUUCGACACUUUUGCAACUGUGAUGCUGACAAAGAUGAAUGGACAAAUGAUACUGGUUUUCUUUCCUUCAAAGACCACUUGCCUGUCACUCAGAUAGUUAUCACGGAUACCAACAGAUCAAACUCAGAAGCUGCUUGGAGAAUCGGUCCCUUGCGUUGCUAUGGUGACAGGCACUUCUGGAAUGCAGCCUCCUUUUAUACAGAAGCCUCUUACCUGCACUUUCCUACCCUCCAUGCGGAAUUCAGUGCAGACAUUUCCUUCUUUUUUAAAACUACGGCUUUAUCUGGAGUUUUCCUAGAAAACCUUGGCAUUAAAGACUUCAUCCGGCUUGAAAUAAGCUCUCCUUCUGAGAUCACGUUUGCCAUUGAUGUUGGGAAUGGCCCCAUAGAGCUCAUAGUCCAAUCUCCCUCUCCUCUGAAUGACAACCAAUGGCAUUAUAUCUGGGCUGAAAGGAACCUGAAGGAGACCACACUCCAGGUGGACAGCCUUCCAAAGAUGACCAGGGAGACCUCGGAAGAGGGUCAUUUCCGCUUGCAGUUGAAUAGCCAGUUGUUCAUAGGGGGGACAUCAUCAAGGCAGAAAGGCUUCCUGGGAUGUAUUCGCUCCUUACACUUGAAUGGACAAAAACUGGACCUGGAGGAGAGGGCAAAGGUCACAAACGGAGUCAGGCCAGGAUGCCCAGGGCAUUGCAGCAGCUAUGGCAGCACUUGCCAAAAUGGUGGGAAGUGUGUGGAGAAGCAUAGUGGAUAUUUCUGUGAUUGCACCAAUUCAGCGUAUGAAGGGCCAUUUUGCAGAAAAGAGGUAUCUGCUGUUUUUGAAAUUGGCACUUCAGUUACUUAUAUGUUUCAAGAACCCUACCCAGUGACCAAGGAUAUAAGCCUCUCAUCCUCAGCGAUUUAUAUAGACACAGCACCAUCCAAGGAAAAUAUUGCAUUUAGCUUUGUGACAUCCAAGGCUCCCAGUCUCUUGCUCUACAUCAAUUCUUCCCAGGACUUUCUGGCCGUCCUACUCUGCAGGAAUGGAAGCUUACAAGUUCGCUAUCAAAUAAACAGGGAAGAAGUUCAUGUAUUCACCAUCGAUGUAGAGAACUUUGCCAACAGACAGAUGCACAACUUGAAGAUGAGUCGAGAAGGAAGAGAGUUUACAAUUCAGAUGGAUCAACGACCAGAACUCACUUACACCUUCUCCCCAGAAGUCGAGUUCAGGGCUGCAAGGUCACUCACCUUGGGCAAAAUCACAGAGACUCCUGGAUUGGAUUCAGAAGUUGCUAAAGCCAAUGUGCAGGGUUUCAUUGGAUGCUUGUCUUCAGUACAGUACAACCACAUUGCCCCACUGAAGGCGGCCCUCCGCCAUACCACCAGUGCACCUGUGACUAUCCAGGGAACCCUGAGAGAAUCCACCUGUGGCUCUGUGAUGGACUCAGAUGUGAGCGCAGUCACUACAGUGCAUUCGUCAUCAGAUCCCUUUGGGAAGACAGAUGAGCGGGAACCUCUCACCAAUGCAGUUAGAAGUGAUUCUGCAGUUAUUGGAGGAGUCAUAGCAGUGGUGAUAUUCAUCAUCUUCUCUAUUAUUGGCAUCAUGACCCGCUUCCUUUACCAGCAUAAGCAGUCUCUUCGCACUAACCAGAUGAAGGAGAAAGAAUACCCAGAGAAUUUGGACAGUUCCUUCAGAAAUGACAUCGAUUUGCAAAACACAGUGAGCGAGUGUAAACGGGAAUAUUUUAUCUGAACAGGGUCACCUUAUAUUCUGAAUUCAGUUGUUAAAUUUUUCUUCUCUUCUUUAUCUCUUGUCUCGAGUAUCGGUUAUUCCCUUUCUCUUGGUUUAUUUGUCAUUGUUUUGGGAGUGUAUCUGCAUCUGCUUAGCAUCUAUCCAUUUGACCCAGACCAGAAAGCCAGGCAGCCAUAGCCACAGCCCUCCACUACAACAUACCUAACAUAAAGCUGAUAAUCAUCCCUCAAGGGAUUUUACAGUGCUAGAAAAAGAAGGGAAAUGUCUUCAUACAUAUGUGUAUAUGAAAUCAGGUGUUUCCAGUUCUAGAAAUACACUUUUGAGUUUCUCAGCAAUUUAGGCUCACUUGGAACCUUAGCUCUGUGGUUUAAGCAUGACCGAAACCAUCCUGAUACUCCACUCCUAUCAGGGGAUGCAGGGUAGAGAGAAAUGAUGAUGCUAUGGGCCUGUUGUUUCUUUUUUCUUUUCUUUUCUUUUCUUUUCUUUUCUUUUCUUUUCUUUUCUUUUCUUUUCUUUUCUUUUGUUUCAUUUUUAAAAGGGUGAUUUCUUUUCUAGUCAUCCAAAGACUAUUGCCCUAAUUCACUACCCCUCCCACUUAUAUUUCAUUAAUAUAAUGAAAUAUAAGACUCAUAUUCUUUGAGUAAUUUCACACAUGGGAUUCCUGAAAGUUGCGCUCCUUCUUACCACUCUCUCCUGGGGCCAACAUUUUAAAGCAAAAUACAGUAGCAUAAACCUAGAAGAAGCAUGAAGAAAAAAAAGUAGUUCAUACUGGAAGGUAAAGAAGGCUGUUAGUAGAUAUUCUAAAACUUCAAAACUCUCUCAUGCAAAUUCAUAAGAAAAGUUAGCUAGGUUAUUGUUGCAACUUAAAGAAAUAUAGUAUCUGGUUCCAUGGAAGAGAGUAAACCUUAUUAGACUCGGGUUAAAAACAAAGAGCAAAUGAAAAACUGCAUGAAAGAAGAGAAUUCUUUCUUUUCACCUACUCACUAAGGAUCUGAUGGGGAAAGAUAUUUCAGAUCUCAUCUUCAGAGUACUGAUUCACAGUUGUCUGUUGACCCAUUUCCUUAGAGGAGUUGGAUGUACUGGCAUCUGGAGUGUUAACAGUUAGCUCCAGCCACAGUUUAGUUUCAGAGAACACCCUGGGUUCUACAGCACACUGCAUCUUCAGAUAUACUAAAUCCUAUGUAUAUAAGCCACACACAUAGAUUUCCAUAGUCAUAAACUGCCUGGUGAAGUGGUCUUGAAUUUCAGUCAUUGCUCAGUUUUGUAACAAAAUAUGAAAGAAGUGCAGGCUCUUCUGCAACUUCUAUUAGACGUUUGGUAAGAAUCCUGAAAACUUUAGGGUAACAAUAUGGAUCUUUGUCUCUGAAUCAUCUUGGAGGGGGGAAAAAAAGAAGGGGAUUAUAUAAGUGCAGUAUGCUUUAAAUGCCAGUAUAAUGAUCCGAAGUUAUGGGAAGUAACUUGUCUAUUCUCUUUAGACGAAUUCUACUCAGAAAACAAAAGUAAUAACACAUCACUGUUGGCUAGCCUCGACAGUAAACAUUCCGUCUUGUUCCUGGUCUGUCUGUCGCCUCUGAUUAUUUAACUCACUUCUGCAUGCAGUGUCUUAUGAUGAAGAACUCAUUAGAUCCAUCCCAUUACAGAACUUAUUUCAGGCUUUUCCUUCAGUCUCAGAGCACAUGGGAUAAGGAUUUAUUUAAUGUCUUAUUCCUCAACUUCAGAUAUUCUUAUAAGCACUUAUUUUUUGUAGAGUCUAACUUAAUCAUGACAUGAUUUCCACUACAGCUUUUUCACUUCUAAUUUUAAAGUGAUUGUAACAUGAACAUUUUUUCUUUCUCUUUAAUAAGUUGAAUGAUUCAUUAAUAAGAGGAAGUAUGGUUUCUCCUGCCCUAUUAUUUCCUAUUUUCAAUUUCUGGACUUUAUAUUUUCAUAAAAGUCUAUAUAAAUCA